AUGUCCUCUACUACCGCCACUGCUCGCCUUCUCUGCGCAUUCACGCCUUAUGGAACUUCUCGCGCCAUUGCGUCCAACUCCAAGCUCACGCUUUUGAGAGGAAUACACGAUGCUGCCCACGCAACUCGACGCUGUCCGACCCUGGUCGUGCACCGAGCACCAGCACCACCACGAGCACGCAUACAGAGACGAACGUUCUCCGUCUCGCGGACGACUCUAGCGGCGCUCGCACAGCGCCCGCCCGCACAUCAUACUGUCCUACUUGCGUAUCCAUCUCCCAGCGCCCUGCAUGAGGAGGCAGAGGAAGAGGAGGCGGACGAGCCCGAGGUGGACUUUGUCCCGCCAGAGGAGGCAAAGAUCGAGAUUACCGACCGGGCGGCGGAGCAACUCCGUGCGGUCGCACAGCGGCAGGGAAACCCGGACGUUGCGCUGCGGAUAUCGGUCGAGAGCGGCGGGUGUCAUGGGUAUCAGUACAAGAUGGAUCUCGCAAAGAGCAGAGAAUUGGAUGAUUACGUGUUCACCCAUCCGACCAUCAGGCCGUCCAACAUCGUCGUCGACGCGGUCUCGAUGGCGCUCCUGAAGGGCUCCAUGGUCGACUUUGCGACCGAGCUGAUCGGGAGCAGCUUCCGCAUAAUGGACAAUCCUCAGGCGAAGGGGGGAAGUUGUGGAUGUGGAGUUAGCUGGGAGCUGAAGGUAUAG
Messenger RNA from Laetiporus sulphureus 93-53, 699 nucleotides. RefSeq lists its product as uncharacterized. The transcript is spliced from 4 exons. Gene Ontology annotation, molecular function: 2 iron, 2 sulfur cluster binding; iron ion binding; 4 iron, 4 sulfur cluster binding. Gene Ontology annotation, biological process: iron-sulfur cluster assembly. The record is from RefSeq and is a predicted model, not a curated record. Lineage: Eukaryota; Fungi; Basidiomycota; Agaricomycetes; Polyporales; Laetiporaceae. Gene Ontology annotation, cellular component: mitochondrion. The coding region runs from base 1 to 699 and encodes 232 amino acids.